UCUUUCUCCAAACAUCAUCAUAACUCUUUCCCCCUCCAUCCCCGAAAAAAAAUGGAGCGAAAAAACGAACCGAGAAUCCUCCCCUUAAUCCUGACAAGCCUCGUUGUAUUCCUAGGAAUACAACCCUGUCUAUGUCAAAACGAUGUGCAGUAUGAAACCUGCAGGCAGCCGUUUCGGUGUGGCAGUAGCAACACUGAAUUAGCGUAUCCCUUCUGGGGGGGCGACCGCCCCCCUGCCUGCGGCUAUCCGGGAUUCGAGCUCAACUGUGGGGGCGAUGUCCCCUUGCUCAACAUGCCACCGAUAUCGUAUUCGUAUCGAGUCUUCGAUUUUAACAAUUCCACGCAAACUGUCAGGGUUUCGAGAGAUGAUCUUUGGAACAACAUUUGUCCACAAUAUCUCUUCAACACGACCUUAAACUUUUCCCUCUUCAAUUUUUAUUCGGAUGCGAAUGAUCAGAAUAUUACUCUGCGCUACGGCUGUGACCUGAAUCAGUCGCCGCUGCCUCCUACAACGUUUCCCAAUCAGUUCAACUGCAACGUGAAUGGGACAAACAGCUGGAGUUUGUUUUUUACGAGGGAAGCAUUGGGGCUCGGAGAUGGGGCCACGUGCAGUUAUAGUAUCUCUGUUCCGGUGAAUCAAACUGCGGCGCGGGAUUUGGGAGUGAUGGCGACCACAUCGACAACAUUACUGCAGUCUGCUCUUGCGAGUGGAUUCUCGAUCCGGUGGUCGGCGGAGAACGACAACUGCGAUGCAUGUGCCACAUCCGGCGGCGCGUGCGGGUACAAUCAGGACGCGGCGUCGUUUGUUUGCUACUGCAGCGACGGGCGUCGUGGUAGCAGCUGCAGCAACGAUACUACUCCACCUGGUGGUGGAGGAAACGGUACGUGUAACUCAUUCCUCAUUUCUGUUUCUUCAUUUUUUCUAGUACGCGCCGUAGUUCCGUUUUCUCGCCGGAGAGGGUAUUGGUCGGAGAUUCUCCGGUAA
Messenger RNA from Erythranthe guttata (spotted monkey flower), 984 nucleotides. RefSeq names its product LEAF RUST 10 DISEASE-RESISTANCE LOCUS RECEPTOR-LIKE PROTEIN KINASE-like 2.7. NCBI's taxonomy places the organism in Eukaryota, Viridiplantae, Streptophyta, Magnoliopsida, Lamiales, Phrymaceae. Gene Ontology annotation, molecular function: polysaccharide binding. The record is from RefSeq and is a predicted model, not a curated record.